AUGGAGCAGGAGAAUCCCCAGCCGCCGCUCCCGCCCCUCAAAAACCCCAAGUACCGCCAUGUCUCGCGCUCGGCGGCAAAGCGCGAGUCGGUCCAGCUGCUGGGGUCCAUUCAAGACCUCCGUCUCCAAUUCUCCCAGGUCGGAGUAUCCCACAAGGCUGGAGCUGGCGCCGGCGUCAGAUCUCCCAGUGGCCUCGGAAGUCUCGGAGAGGAUGGAGAGGAAGAGGUUGGCCACCCAAAGCUGAGUGCGGAGAGAGGCAAGGAAAGAAAAGAGCGCAAGCCUUGGAAAGAGGUGGACUUGCCUCAAGUAGACCCCAAAGCCGCCCGGCAAGAAGCUCAGGAUAUCAUCAGGGCCAUACGAGAGAUCUGGGGCUUGUCGGCUCCUCUGUCACCUACAUCACCCAACCUUCAGACUCUGUCCACUUCAAAGUCCCUCUACUUUGACCUGAGCAUUGUUCAAGGCGAAGAACCGGCUCCACGGACGUCUGACGAUAUUCACUCAGCUCUUGUCACAACUGCGAGGUCUAUCCGCCGGAUUCGAUUCCUUGCGCUCUCAGUGUCGCACCACAACCAAGGCCAGCGCACGUUGACUCGUGGCUCUCUACUGCCAGUCCCCAGCAGCAAACUUCGGCCCCGCUUCUCCACACCCUCCCGGCCUUCUCUGCCUCUUCCGCGAGCUGUCUCAGGCCCUGUCGACCGGCGUUCGACUUCGAGUACGAGUCUUCCGGGGGAUGACCGUCUCGCCGAAUUGCGCAAAGCCGCGCUGGAGGUACUCAACACUCUUCGCGUACUUGAAGAAGGCCUUCGAGUGGGAGAGGCUGAACUUCAGGGCCCGUCUCUGGACCAGUCCAUCGUCUACUCUGAGCCAGACUUUCUUGACAGUGACUACGACUCGGACUCUCAUAACUUGAACGUACUCGCGCAAUCUCAAGAGAUGUCUCUCUCGUCGCAGCCUUGGGAGGAACGUAUUGCGUCCGAGGGCAGGGAGUACAGGGUACUGGAAGGAACAGAGUGGGAAAAGGUGGCGAGAGAUACUCGGGAGGGUGUCGGCAAGUGGGUGGGGGUAGUGGAAAAGCUCUUUAUUGUGGGAGGGAAGGGAGAAAAUGUUGGCCAGGAAGAAGGGUGGUCCAAGGAAGGCUGGGAUGGCAAGGUUCUAGAGCGACUGCAUGCGUUUCUACUUGCAAACCUCUCCCUAAAUCUGGCUCUCCGCCUCCCCCCUCCUCAAAGCUCGGAUUUUGCAACAAAUUUCCUCUCUGUCCUAUCUGAUGGCUACAUACUGAUAGAGGCUUACAAUACCUCUCUAAUAAAGUCCUCCAAGCCAUGGGGCUUUAUACCCGAGGAAGACGUACACGCUACGUUAAAUUCUGGCGGCUCGGACGAGAGUGGUACAGCAGCUCCCACCAAUGAAGACGUCAAAAGGGACAAGGAGUGGACAUUCAGAAGGGUAGGCAAUUUGACCUGCUUUGCUGCGGCUUUGAGACACCGCUUUCAACUUCCUAUCGUGAUGCCAUCGGCCAAUACAUCGACCUUUCUGCAGCCCAAAAGACCUAUGGCUCUUCCCCGUCCCGAGAAGGAGACUAAGGCUAUCCAGACGGAGCAGGAGCCGUCUCUUGUAGCUUGCGAGAGGGCUACCUCAGCUCACCGAGUAUCACUGCCUUCGGCACUGGCCGGGAAGGGAAAGGAUGUGCCUCGAAUCGAUUUUGACCCUAUGGUAAUCGCCAAAAAGCUCGAAGGGUGGGAGGGAAUGCUUGAAGGGGUUGCCGGCAAAUGGGUGGAAAGUGUAGCAAAGGAUGUGAGCGAUGUGAGAAGUGCGAUACAACUGCGGCAAGCAGCUGCAAUGCAAGAGAACAAGGGAGGAUCAAUUUGA
Cryptococcus wingfieldii CBS 7118 is the source of this 1866-nucleotide messenger RNA. RefSeq lists its product as hypothetical. The transcript has 4 exons. The record is from RefSeq and is a predicted model, not a curated record. The coding region runs from base 1 to 1866 and encodes 621 amino acids. NCBI's taxonomy places the organism in Eukaryota, Fungi, Basidiomycota, Tremellomycetes, Tremellales, Cryptococcaceae.